GAGACCAUAGCUGGCGACGAAACCAGCGAGAGCGAGGCCGAAGAAGACGCUGCAGAUCGAAAGGAGUCGCGGCGACAGCGCAAGCGCAAUCGCAUGUCGGUGGCCGAGCUCAAGCAGGCGGCGGCGCGGCCUGAGGUUGUUGAAUGGACAGAUAUCAGUGCGCGCGACCCGCAUCUGCUGGUGGCAUUAAAGGCGCUGCGCAACACGGUUCCCGUGCCCGUGCACUGGGCGCAGAAGAAAAAGUAUCUGCAGUACAAGCGCGGCAUGGAGAAGCCGCCGUUCGAGCUGCCAGACUUCAUCAAGGCCACAGGGAUCAUGGAGAUGCGCGAUGCGGCCAAGGAAAAGGAGGAUGAGAAAACGGCGGGCGCCAGGGCGCGCGAGCGGAUUCAGCCGAAAAUGCACAAGCUGACGCUGGAUUACCAGCGUCUCCACGACGCUUUUUUCAGGUUCCAGACGCCACCCAAGAACAUGACUGGGCAUGGCGACUUGUUUUACGAAGGGAAGGAGUCAGACACCUCGUAUAGUUUUACGCCUGGGACGCUGUCAGAUGGGCUGAGGCAGGCACUUAAUGUGCCGCCGCUGGCACCACCGCCAUGGCUGAUCAAUAUGCAGAGGUUUGGUCCGCCGCCGUCCUACCCGAACCUGGUAAUCCCUGGUCUCAAUGCGCCAAUUCCACAGGGUGCCCAGUGGGGCUACCACCCGGGCGGCUGGGGCAGGCCGCCUGUAGACGAGUUUGGUCGGCCGCUA
Messenger RNA from Linderina pennispora, 747 nucleotides. RefSeq names its product DUF382-domain-containing protein. Gene Ontology annotation, biological process: mRNA splicing, via spliceosome. The transcript has a single exon. Gene Ontology annotation, cellular component: U12-type spliceosomal complex; precatalytic spliceosome; U2-type spliceosomal complex. Lineage: Eukaryota; Fungi; Kickxellomycota; Kickxellomycetes; Kickxellales; Kickxellaceae. The record is from RefSeq and is a predicted model, not a curated record. The annotation marks the transcript as partial.